AUGUAAGAACUCAUCAAAUAAACUAAACUUAAGAUUACUUUGAAUUCAAUUUAAACUUCUGAUUACUAAAAAAUUAUUCAAGAAAUAGAACCAGAAAAAGAAUUAUUACAUUAAAAUAUAAUCGUUACUUUUAAUUCAAUUCAAACCAAGGAAAUUGAACUAAUCAACUUAAUAAAAAGAUUAGGAUUUCUUCUUUAUACUUAAGUCAACUAAAUAACUUUAUAAUUUUGUUUGUGGUUUACUUUUUAUUGCUGCAAAUAUAAAUAAAAUUAUAUCAACAGAUUAUUCAUUCUUAUUGACAAGGGUAUGAGUCCAAAAAUUAAAGUGUAUUUUUUAAGAAUUAUAGAUCAAUGUUUAAAUACUCUUUAAUAUAUAAUAUUAUUCUAUAAAAAAGAUAAUAAUUGUAUUUUAACAUCAAAGAAGCUAUGA
This is a messenger RNA of Paramecium pentaurelia, 429 nucleotides long. The record is from the annotation of a GenBank genome assembly. Lineage: Eukaryota; Ciliophora; Oligohymenophorea; Peniculida; Parameciidae.